UGCUGCCUGCCCGGGCUGGAUCAUUAGCCCGCCAGCCCAUAUUGCUGGCAAUACCGGUUUGCAUCGAUGAUGCUUGGCCAUCGUGUCGGCCCCUCUUCCUCGCGCUCUUGCCGCCAUUCCGUUGUUUCCCGUGGCCUGCGCAAGCCUCGUGUUGUAUAUUCCUCUCUGUGUCUGUUCGUCCCCCUCUAUGCCUAUCGAUAUGUCUGCUGUACCUGUGUCCACGAUGCCGUAUGAACUGCCCGAGGCGUGCACGUCCGAGGCGCACGAGAUCAUUCAGUGGGCACUGCUCAAGGAGAAACACUACCCGGCGCUGCGGAACCCGAUGUACCUCUCGGAGGUACAGCGCCACGGUAUGACAUCCACCUGGCGUCUUCGAGUAUGUCGCUGGAUGUUUGAGACCGCGAAGGAGUUCGAGUUGCAGAUGGACACGGUUUACGGUGCCCUACACUUCCUGGACCAGUAUCUCAGCGUACACUCGGUGGACCGAGUGACGCUGCAGCUCCUGGGUAUGAUCUGCAUGUGGACGGCCAGCAAGAUGCACGAGGGUAAGCCCAUUCUCCUUGAGGAGAUGGCACUCAUGUGCGAGCGCAAGUUCUCACGCGCACAAAUGGUCGACGCCGAGGCACAACUCGUGCGUCUCAUCGGCUUCCGCUUUAACCCCCCGAACGUCUUCACUAUGGCCAGAGACUUCGUGAACGAGCUCCCAUUUGACAACGACGCCGACCGUCGGGCCAACUGCGUCGCCUCUGUAUUCAAUCUCCUCGAGCGUGUGGUCGAGGACACGUCGUCUCUCGACUGCUCGGCCUCAAGUCUAGCCAAGGCCGCUGUCCAACUCGUAGCCAAGUCAGAGUACAACCUCACAGUCGCACAGGUUCUCAAGUCUCUCAAGACAGUCAAAAUCGUCGAAAGCGCCUACCGCGCAGCCUUCAAAAUUGUGCGUGGCGCCUACUUCGGCACGACCCCCGCCUCCUCGCGGUCCAAGACUUCACAAGCUGCUAUCUCUGAGAUGGUGGAGCCUCUUAAGGCUUUGACCCAGAGCCCCACGGCCAUCGAACAAGGUCCGUCGUUCCAGGAUGACGAGGUCUCAUCAGACACUAGCAACCUGGACGACUCGUACCUCAUCUGCACCGAGACGCUCUCUCCUUCUCCCUCACAAGCACCCCCUGCACCCGUGCGAACGAGUGCAUCCUCUUCAUCUAUCAUCGGUGUUACUCGGACUGCGUCAUCACCAGCGCGGUCCGAGCCCGAUACCAAGCGAGCCAACAAGCGUCAGCGUAAGUUGAGCAUGCAAACACAAUAGGAAAAAAAACACAAAAUUGUAGAUAGGAAACAAUCGGAAGCCAAAAAUAAAACUAAUUUAUACUCUAAA
Phytophthora nicotianae INRA-310 is the source of this 1369-nucleotide messenger RNA. RefSeq lists its product as hypothetical. The record is from RefSeq and is a predicted model, not a curated record. The transcript has a single exon. Gene Ontology annotation, biological process: mitotic cell cycle phase transition; regulation of cyclin-dependent protein serine/threonine kinase activity. Gene Ontology annotation, cellular component: cyclin-dependent protein kinase holoenzyme complex; cytoplasm; nucleus. Bases 188 to 1300 code for a protein of 370 amino acids. Lineage: Eukaryota; Oomycota; Peronosporomycetes; Peronosporales; Peronosporaceae. Gene Ontology annotation, molecular function: cyclin-dependent protein serine/threonine kinase regulator activity.